AUGUCAAAAAGACCAGCCGAGCUGCCUCUGGAAGAGAACUAUCCCGGGUCACCUGCCUCGAAAAAGGCACGGGUCGAGGAUGACACCGAAGCCGAUUCCCGCAACGGCAGCGCGCCUGCGCAACAACUGAACGACCAGGAGGUGGGCGCAGACAGGUGCAACGGUGCAGAUAUGUCAAGAGCUGCGGAGCCAGAAGACCAGGAGCUGCAGGGUGGGAUGAAAGAUCUUUCAGAGUCUUCCGAUAUCGACGAAGAGGUCUCCGCCCUUAGUGCGCCCAAACGACAGGCUCAGCCCAUGGAAGGCUACGACGACCUCUAUCUUGACACUGUCAACCGCGGCGUGUUGGAUUUCGAUUUCGAGAAGCUCUGUUCGGUCAGCCUCUCGAACAUCAAUGUAUAUGCCUGCCUCGUCUGUGGCAAAUAUUUCCAAGGUCGCGGACCCAAGUCGCACGCAUAUUUCCAUUCCCUCGAAGACAACCACCAUGUCUAUAUCAAUAUGGGAACGAAAAAGGUCUAUGUCUUGCCGGAGGGAUAUGAGGUCAAGAGCAAGAGUUUGGAGGAUAUCAAAUAUGUGGUCGAUCCCGUUUUCACAAAAUCGGAGGUCGUAAAGUUGGAUAAGGAAGUCCAUGACGCCUGGGACCUCUCGGGGACAAGGUACAGACCAGGAUUUGUCGGUAUGAAUAAUAUCAAGGCCAACGACUACCUGAACGUUGUCGUCCAGCUUUUGGCGCAUGUUCAUCCUAUCCGAAACUUCUUCCUUCUUCACGAAUUCCCGACACCAGGUACUCCUGAACUCGCCCUCCGCUUUAGUACUCUUGUGCGCAAGCUCUGGAAUCCCAAGGCAUUCAGGUCUCAUGUUUCACCACACGAACUGCUACAAGAGAUUGCAAUGCGCUCAUCGAAACGCUUCACCCUCAGCCAACAGUCCGACCCUGUGGAGUUCCUAUCCUGGUUCCUGAACAAUCUCCAUCUCUCUCUAGGCGGAUCCAAAAAGCCCUCUUCCACACCCACGAGUGUCGUUCAAGCUGCCUUCCAGGGUCAGCUUCGCAUCGAAAGUCAGGCUAUCACCGCUCACUCCGAUACCCAAAACGCUCGCCUGGUGUUCACAGAAUCUGGUGACAUCAAAAGUCAGGUCACGCCCUUCCAAAUCCUCACACUCGACCUUCCUCCAACUCCACUCUUCCAAUCGGCAAACCGGGAGUCCAUCAUUCCACAGGUGCCUUUGACCACUCUACUGAACAAGUAUAACGGCCGCGAGGCUUCCGAAAAGAUGGCGCAUCGUGUCCGACACCGCCUCCUUCAUCCUCUCCCACCCUACCUCUUUUUCCAUAUCAAGCGUUUCAGCAAGAACCGCUUCGUUAGCGAGCGUAACCCUACUAUUGUUACUUUCCCCUCCCCACGUUCCCUCGACAUGUCACCGUAUGUCGAGCCCAACCCAUCUAUCUGCCCACCCAGUGAGCCCAUUCUCUACGAUCUCGUUGCCAACAUCAUCCUUGACCCGUCUCUCGCCGCACCUGGUGCCACCGAAGAUGCAGCUGAUAAGGGUGUGAACGCUGCUUCUGGUGCUGGUGGCUCCUCGUCCGGAGCAGGUGCUGCCACGGAGAAGGUGUCUUGGCUUGUCCAGCUACACGAUAAGGCCGUAUCCGCAGAAAACGCACGCCAUACCGGUGGUGCGGAGCAGCAGCAACGCAACGCGGAGUGGCUUGAGGUCCAGGAUCUUUUCGUCAAGCGUGCUGAGACAGAGACUUUGUUCACACGCGAGGGCUACUUGAUGGUCUGGGAACGGAGAAAAGCUCCUGCACAGAAGGCGAAAAAGUAA
Messenger RNA from Penicillium subrubescens, 1818 nucleotides. RefSeq names its product ubiquitin carboxyl-terminal hydrolase family protein. Gene Ontology annotation, biological process: spliceosomal complex assembly; protein deubiquitination; mRNA processing. NCBI's taxonomy places the organism in Eukaryota, Fungi, Ascomycota, Eurotiomycetes, Eurotiales, Aspergillaceae. Bases 1 to 1818 code for a protein of 605 amino acids. The transcript is spliced from 2 exons. The record is from RefSeq and is a predicted model, not a curated record. Gene Ontology annotation, molecular function: cysteine-type deubiquitinase activity; zinc ion binding.